Molecule: messenger RNA, 6809 nt
Organism: Pocillopora meandrina
Lineage: Eukaryota; Metazoa; Cnidaria; Anthozoa; Scleractinia; Pocilloporidae
Source: the annotation of a GenBank genome assembly
AUGGCGUCUGAAAUGUUAGUACUUCAGAACUUUAUCGGAGGAAAAUUCGUACCUUGCACAAAUCACAUUGACAGCUACGACCCAUCAACGGGAAGAGUGCACUGUAAGGUUCCAGACAGUACUGAAAAAGAAGUCGAUUUAGCCGUUAAGGCAGCAAAUGAAGCGUUUGAAAGGUAAUGUGUGUUCUGUAACCAUAAUUGAUCGCCCAGUGUUGGGGUUGAGUGAGGCAUGCUAGUUGUACUCGUGGCUAUCAAGAUUCUCUAUCUCCGUUGAGGGAACGCAUUGUUUUCCUAGUUUAAUCUUUGGAAAAAAACUGAUCCUAAAAUCACGAAUUGACUGUAUCAUGAUCAAUGUUUAAUGAAGUUGCGUAAUCUCUAUGUUGUACAUAUGAGGUGCAAUCAUUGGGAAAUAUAUAUAAUGAUUGUACACAUGAGGUGCAAUCAUUGGGAAAUAUGUAUAAUAAUGUAUGGGGUGAUUUCUUUCAUUAUGUAUAAAGUACAUACAGAGUAGUCAGUGGCUUAAAAUCUCACAGUUUAUAGACUACGAUAAUCACAUUACGCCGUUGUCUAAGUAACCAUAACUAUAAAGCACGUAGAGGGUUUUGGGAUCGGAAAAUGAAUGAUUCGUAGUAGUGCUCUAAAGGUAGUGCAGACCAACUAUAGCCUUUCUGAUGUUUUCCUUAUUUCCUAAGGCCAUCUUAUCUCAAUGAAUGCACAGCUGACUUUCAACGCGUUAGUUUAAAUAUUAUAGAAAAAAGAAACUCCCCCUUCAACAUGUAUGCCUCAUUGCCAACAAACGUGUCACUGUGCACUAAAAGAACAUGAAGCAUGCUCUUCAAAUUGAAUAUGAUAAUAGAAAUUUACUUGCCAGGUUUUAUGUGUGGUUACACCUGGAAAUUUCUCUUUCUCUCUGAUUCUUUGUUUCUCUGUUGGCAUGUUUGUUUGUCUGUCUUUCUUUUUGUCUGUCUGUCUGUCUUUUUGUCUGUCUGUCUGUAUUUCUAUCUGUCUGUAUGUCUGUCUUUCUGUCUGUCUCCCUGUUUGUGUUUGCAUAUUGUUUUCCAGGUUUUGUUUAAGAGAUGCAGCUACAAAAGAAUUGUUAUUUAAAGUACUAAGGGAAUCAUUUCCAAUUCUGAAAAGAAGAUUCAGGCCAUUAAGAUUAAGCUAGAAUUUUUUUCUUUAGAAUAGCUAAAGAAAGCUGUAAUAUCAGUUGCCCGUCUGAACUCUUUAGUUUGUUUGACUUCAAGUAGGAAUGCUGAGUAUUUAUUUUCUUUGUAGCUGGUCUGUAACCACACCAGAAUAUAGAGCAGGUAUAAUGAGAAAGAUUGCUGAUCUCAUUGAGGCCCAAUUGGAUGAAUUUGCUGAGGCAGAAUCAAAAGACCAGGGGAAGCCAGUGUUGCUGGCUAAGACAAUCGACAUUCCACGUGCCUGCCAUAACUUUAGAUUCUUUGCCUCUACAAUUAUACGUUCCUCAGUGGAAAACCAGUAAGUACUUGACUUACACAUUUUCCUAACCCUUCAACUCCCAAAAGUGAUUAACAUGUAACUUCUCCCUAUAAUAUCCAUACAUUAUCCAGCAGGUAGAUAUUGUUAUCUUGAUCCAACACUAAAUUCUUGUUACUAAUUUACUAGGAAAUCUGCAGAGGCUGGAGGGGAGAAUCAACAAUUAGAUCUUGGGAAUUAAAGGGUUAUAUAAAUUUGAUACCCACCUUAAGUACUAUUAAUAAUACUACUACAUAACAUCAAUAAACCAAGUGAAUGAAUCAAUCUCUCCGUUAGUUAGUUAGCAUGAAUUUUCAAAUUGGUUACGUGUAGAUGGCAAAAUUCCUAGCUGUCAGCCAACCUUUGCUUUUUUGCCAUUUAUCCAUUUUUUUUUGUGUAGUUUUUGUCAGCUUCCUGCUUUAUCCCAUGAUAAAUGUCUAUUAGCUGCUGAAAGGGAUUAAUUACCAGUCACUGAAACUGAGUAAAAGUGCACAAGCAAGAAAUCCUCUCUUGAAUGUUUUUAGUGGCACAACCAAUCUGACCAUAAUUUUUUAAUAAACAAGUUAAAUUUAUUUUCACUUUAAUAGAACCAGUGUUCUAGAAAAUGUUGGUGCACUGAAUUACACCAUCCGAAGUCCAAUUGGUGUGGCUGGACUGAUCUCCCCUUGGAAUUUGCCUGUUUAUCUUCUGACUUUCAAGAUUGCUCCUGCAAUUGCUGCUGGAAAUACUGUUGUUUGCAAACCAAGUGAAAUGACAUCUGUCACAGCAUGGAUGAUGGCCAAGGUGCUUAAUGAAGCAGGUAGAAAAAGUAAUAUUUCAGUUAAUUCUUUCACUCCAAGGAGUGACCCAGGCAAGAUUUCUCCUUACAAUAUCAAUAUAGAAUCAAGUAGACCAGUAAUGAGAAUAAAUGAAUAUAUCAACUAGAGGAUUAUUAUUUUGAUCCAAGACCAAACUCUUAGAACUAACUUUGUGGGAAAUGUCUGGCAGACAUAGGGAAAAUACGCAUUAAGAUCAUGGGUAUCAUAACAAGCUGGAGUAAUGUUGUGCUUGUUAUUUUAACACUGUUACUAUAAUAAUCAUGCUCAAAAGAUAAUUACCCAAAUUUUAUAACUCAGCAGAUGUACAGUCAUGUUUCUCGUAAACAUCACUUUUUCACUGUGUUUAACUCACUAAGUGUACUUCAUAUCCUGAGCAUUCAGCAAUUUUCAUUAGAGUGUAAAUGAUAAUCUAGGAUUUCAUUAAUAAUUUAUUUAACCUUUACUUUGCCUUUUGAUUGGUGUUGAAAACUUGUCCCAUGACCUCUCAACCAAUCAGUUGCAAGAUGCCAGGCAAUUUUAACAUGGCUGGAUGUGUUUCAGGUAGUUGCAGCUGUGGCUUGUUUGACUUCGAGUUGUUCCCAAUAUUAGAGCCCCUUUCAUAUUUUUCUUUGUCCUGAUUGCAUCUCUUCAAUACACAAUCAAAAUCCCCCCCUCUAAUGUGUCAUGUCUCGGUCAAUGACUGUAGGUCUGCCUCCUGGUGUUGUUAACUUGGUGAUGGGCACUGGACCCAAGGCAGGCGCUGCCAUUGUUAGACACCCUGAUGUUCCUGUGAUUUCAUUUACUGGUUCAACUGUCACAGGUCAAGUUAUCACAGAAAUGACAGCUCCUUUUUACAAGAAAACUUCAUUAGAAGUGAGUGCUCUCUUUAAAUACCUAUUAAGCUUUGCAAUUGUUGAGAGCAUGUUUCGGGCAAGUUUAAUCCUUUGUGUCCUAAGAUCAGCAUCCAAGGCAUAUUCUUCAAAUUUUUUCAAAAAAUUUUAUUCCUAGCUUGGAGGGAAGAAUGCUGCAAUAAUUUUUGAUGAUGCAGACUUAGAGAAGUCCAUAGCAACGACUGUCAGGUGUGUUUAGUAAUUUAUCUGUCCAGUGUAAGAUCAUAAUUUAGAUACACUUUAUAAAAUUAUCCAUUUGUAGCAGAUUUUUUGUGUUAAUGUACAUUAAAAACAUUUUGCAGCUAGAAAAAAUUAAGUGUUAAGGAUUUCAUUCAAAGUUUGUAGGCUACAGAAUUAUUGCAGCUGUCCAAAGUUAAUGGAAAAAAUGAGGCUCCAUGUUAACUUACAGUACCUUGCAAAACACUCUCAUCACUAAGCAGUUUGUCUUUUUUUUUUUGGGUGCGCCUUUGUACACUCAAUUGGUAGUUGUUAAGAGUUUGAUUAUGUUUUGGGCAAAGAUAUAUGGAUCCCUAAUAAUUUCAAACUUACAUGCAUCUGUGCGACUUAAAUCUUUUGAAUCAAGCUUAUUUUUUUGACCAAAUUUGUUAGUCUGGUGUCUUAGAAAUAGUGUUAAGUUUUGUAUGCUUGGCUUGUUUGAGGGAAAAGGUUUUUCCUUAAGGUAAAGAGCUAUAUGCAUGCAAAUAUCCUAUGGUGAAAUAUGAAUACCUUUUAAUUUCGUAUUUCAGGUCCAGUUUUGCCAAUCAAGGAGAGAUCUGUCUGUGCACCAGUAGAGUUUAUGUCCAAAAAGGAGUUUAUGACCAGUUUUUGGAGGGUUUUGUGGAAAGAACUAGGUACAGCAUUUUGCAAUUUUAUAUUAUGAGAGAGAAAUGAAGAUUUCUGACUAGUGUAAACUUUUGUCGCAUUAAAGAGAAGAUCCACUGUAUGAAAUCAGAUUUAGCUCAGGAGAGUUUGGAAUUUGUUUAAUUUACCAGUUUUGUGAAGAGAGAAGUAGGCCUCGCUGUCUUAUGAGAAGGAAGUGGGGUGUGGAUGGGUGACUGUUUUUUUUUUGGGAGGGGGGGGGGGGAGGGGAAGAAGGAUUGGCCGUAAACAGGUGUAAGUGAGACCAAAGACCUAUAUACUUAGAGCCUUAAGCGGCUCGACAAUAAUUCUAGAGAUUUAGUGAUCUUUUUCCUUCUCUUGUCUCUUGUCUUUAUACCAGGCAACUCAAGGUUGGUUCUCCAAAAGAUCCAACAACCAACGUCGGAGCUUUGGUAAGCAAGGAACACUUAGCCAAGGUACGUUUUUGGAAAUUUAUCCAUAAGAUUCGAUUCUACGGAUGCCUACGUUAUCAUAGUCAAUUGUUAUCAUUAUCAUGCGAUGUUAUCGAUGUCGUUAUAUCGUAAGCGUUUUCGGCAUCGAAAGCGUCAUCGGUAGCGCUAUCGUUUUUGGAAUCAUAACUGUUAUCGCUAGUUUUAUCGUUAACGGUAUCUCGUUAUCAUUAUUUAGAGGAACUACACAAUACAGGGGUACAGGUUUUGAAUUUUUAAGGAGCGUAUCUCUUGGCUCGUCUGGCUCGGCAUAAUCUAUAUGCACGUGAAGUAUCGGGGUUUUUUUGGAGUACAGGGUAAUUUAGUAUUAUCAACCGAGUUAAUUACCUAAAUUAGUCACCGUAAAGAGUUUCUAGGCUGACGUUUCGAGCGUUAGUCCUUCGUUAUUCGCUUUGCUAAAUUACCCUGUUAUACUCUCCCAUCGACGCAGCACCACAGUUCUUUUAGAAAGUUACCCCCUUUGUUUUUAUGUAGCUGCUUGUUUGGCUCGGCAGUAGAGCAAACGAACCCCUGGAGCUGGUUAGUUAGGUUGGUGAUGGCCUGUAGUUUAGCCCAUUAUCGUUAUAUCGGUAGCAUUAAUGAUAUCGGUAACAAUGUCGUAAUCGGCAGCGUUAUCAAUUUCGUUAUUGGUAUUCGUAUCAGUAACAUUAACGUUAUCAAUAGCUUUUUCGAUAGCGCUCUCGCUCUCGUUAUCGCAAAAAAUGAAAAAGAGAAAAGAAAAAUUCUGUGUAUCAAGAUUACAUAUUUAUUACAAAUUUAUUUAUUUGAAUCGUAAUGUUCGUGGUAACUUGUACCGUGCCUUGUAUCUUAUCGAUAUCUGGUCUAAGGCGUUUUGUUUCUUCUCAAGGUCCUUGGAUAUGUGAAACUUGCCGUGAAUGAAGGUGGAGAGAUUGUUUGUGGCGAAGGAAAGGACUAUCCUUUGGAACUACCCAGUCCUCACACACAAGUAGGCACAGUUCUGUUUUUUUGUUGAUUUUAAUGUGGAGAUGGAAGGUUUGUUUCUAGUUUUCAACAUUUGUUUCCUUGUUUGUUUGCGUCUUAGGGAUACUUUAUGCGACCCACGGUGAUUACCGGUUUGUCGGACAACACUCGCUGCAUGCAGGAAGAGAUAUUUGGUGAGUUAGGACAAAGGAAUUAACUGAAAAUAAAAUUAAGGCAGUUCUUAGACCUCUUUUUUAUACGACGAGCUUAAUUGCUGUUAUUUUAUUCAUACAAACUACCUUUUUUAAUCCUUACAACAUAUUGAAAAUGAAAGAAUUCUCGCUCAAAGCGACGCCAAGAAGGCAGUCUGUAUGGGCAUAGAGACUUGGGGUUGUAUGCGCUAUAGAGUGUGCACUGACUGGCUAUUGCUCAGUCAAUAUGGUAAGGUCUAUGUGUGAGAUUCUCUUCUGUUUUACAGGUCCAGUUGUGGCAAUUGUACCUUUUGAAAACGAGGAAGAGGUAUGAGUGACACGUGUCUUGCAGCUUCACGCGCGCCUGACGCACGUGCAAUUCCAAUGCAUUACAAGCGCAAAUUUUAAAUAUUAGUUUGAGUAGUUUGUUUUGUGUUAGUUUUGUUUGUUUGCUGGUUUAAUUUCUUCACCUUUUUUUUUCCGUGGGUUUUUCUUGUCAGGUUAUCAAACGAGCUAAUGGUGUCAAGUACGGACUAGCAGCAGUGAUUUGGUCAGAGAAUCUUUCACGCACUCACCGAGUAUCAAAACGUUUACAGGUACAAGACACAAAUUAGUAAAGGUUUGCUGAGCGGCGCGUACUUAAACGAUCCAAUUGGCUGACGGACCUAUUAGUUCAUGGCAAGGUCUUUUUGUUUAAGAAGUGUCCUGACCUUAUCUUUUCGACAUCUCUAUCGUAUUUUAGUCACAUUCAACUUCGAUUCAUGAUACCAAAUUUUUGGUUCAAUAUUUGUAUUGUGCGGUGCAAACAUAUUUUUUUGUCGAGCGAGUGCUGUCCCACUGUUUUGACAAAACGAAUGACAUGUCUUUUAGGUCGCUAACAUUGUGAGAAUUGUGUUGUGAUUUUUCUCUGUUACACUACGAGGCAGAUUUGUGUCGCUUAUUAGAAGGAGUUUCGUUGAACACAUUCUGGUUUUGCUUUUACAUUUUCAAGAAUAAAAAUGUUGCCAGAUAUUUCAGUUUAACAACGUUAAAAGACGGCUCUGCUUCUAUUCCCUAGGCAGGGACAGUGUGGUGUAAUUGCUGGCUGGUCCGUGAUCUCAAUAUGCCUUUUGGAGGAUUCAAAGCUUCAGGGGUUGGCCGAGAAGGAGCUAAAGAAUCCUACGAGUUCUACACAGAAGUAAAAACGGUCUGCGUGAAGAUGUAG